GAGAUGGAGGCAGGUGGGAUGCAAAGAGACAGCGCAGGGAAAUGAGGAGCCGGAAGGUGGUAUGGAAAGGUGGGUACCAAAUACAAAAGGUGGCCUGGGGCAGAUUAUUACAACAUGACAUCCACUGGCGGCUCUACCGACAUUAAACUUUACCUUGGCUUGAUAUCUGCCCCUCCCUUCUCCAGCCCCCUCAUAGUCUGCAGCUUGGCAAAGGUUAAUUUCACAUUCACCUCCCAAAAUCUGCCUCCUCCACAUCGCCGUUUGGCUGCUGCCUCCCUUUUUUUUUUUUUUUACAUUUUAAUAUGUUAUAAAUAGGGCAGUGUGCGGAGGUCGUGCUCAGUCAGCCAGUGCUCUGGGCUCACUAUGCAACCUUGCUGCCUGCUCCUGACGCUCGGCCUACUGGCUGCUGCCCCAUCCCUAUUACGGGCAUGCCCUGCCAACUGCCACUGCCACGGAGGGGACCUUCAGCAUGUCAUCUGUGACACCGCCGGGCUGACCAAGCUGCCCAAGGUCUCCGAGCAAACCCGCCUGUUAAACCUACAGAGGAAUAACUUCCCUGUGCUAGCCCCGAACGCCUUCAAGGAGAUGAAGGGAUUGGUCUCCUUGCACAUGCAACACUGCAAGAUCCGGGAGGUCUCCAGCGGAGCUUUCCGGGGUCUCAAAAGAUUGGUCUACCUCUACCUGUCCAACAACGAGAUAAGCGUUCUGGGCACGGGAGCGUUUGACGAGUUGUCCGAACUCACCUAUCUCUACAUGGACCACAAUAAGAUCAUUGACCUCCCCAAAGGGCUCUUCUCACCUCUCUUCAACUUGUUUAUCCUGCAGCUCGGCAAUAACAAAGUGCGGGAUUUGAAGGCGGCGACCUUCACAGGGGCCAAGGACCUCCGCUGGCUCUACCUAUCUGAUAAUGAGAUCACUAACAUGCAGCCGGGGUCUCUGGAUGAGGUGGAGAACCUGGCCAUCUUCCACAUGGAUGGCAACCAGUUGAGCUCCUACCCGCUGGCAGCCAUUAGCAAGCUGAGAGUGGUAGAAGAUCUGAAGAUAUCCAGAAACCCCAUAAAGAUCAUCCCAGAUUUUGCCUUCCAGUCCUUUGGGCGUUAUAUGGAGUCUCUGUCCAUGGAAAAUAUGGGUGUGGAGAAGUUUUCAGACAAAGCGUUCGUUGGGGUCACAACUCUGAAGACGCUAAACAUCGAGGGCAACAAAUUGAGCCAACUUCCUGCCAAUGUGCCAUACUCCUCCCUACAGAGCCUCGCUCUGGCUAAUAACCCAUGGCACUGUACUUGCCAACUGGCAGCCCUGCGGAGGUGGGUAGAUGGGAGCCGCGCUCGCCCUAAUGCCACCUGUGCCAGCCCCUCACAGUACCGUGGGCAGCAGCUGAAAGACACCGGGGCCUUCCGUUCCUGCAAGCAGCCAACCAAGAAACUAAAGAAGACUGAGCGUCAUUAAAGGCACCUAAGGGACAGUCUCGGCAACUGAUUGUUGACAAGAAAACUACUGACCUCUAUGACCAGCCAGAAGCUCCCACCAAAGUCUGCACUCAUCUCUUACUUCCCUUAGUUCCUAUGGUUCCUCCAGUCCCUGGUGGUUUUGCCCUAUGCACUCUGCUAAUACAUAUAGUGACUAUACAGUAUAUAUAACAUAUACUCUGCCAUACAGCUAUAUCACAUUACUACCUGUGUACUGUCCAGUAGAGUCAAAGCUAUUCUAAUACUUCGUAUACAUAAAACCCACCUCCCUAACAGCUAAGCCAAUGGUUCUGAUCCGUAUACAACUGGCUGAAACAUAGGCAGCAAAUCCCAACCAGCUAUUUAUCAUGAAGAUAUUCUUAUCUAUUUAUUCUUGUUCAGUUACGACCCCUAAACCUAGAGAUUAAACCUCAAAAGCACCCUUCUCCCAUCAAUAUCGCUCCCCCUGAUACACAUGGAUUCCAAAACUGUUGUUUCCAUUAAAUUGUUUAUUUUCUUAUAUAAAUUUGGAUGUAUAUAAACAUUUUGGCUGCAAUUA
Xenopus tropicalis (tropical clawed frog) is the source of this 2004-nucleotide messenger RNA. It is a transcript of the gene chad, whose product is annotated as chondroadherin. The coding region runs from base 364 to 1446 and encodes 360 amino acids. NCBI's taxonomy places the organism in Eukaryota, Metazoa, Chordata, Amphibia, Anura, Pipidae. The transcript has 4 exons. The record is from RefSeq and is a predicted model, not a curated record.